UGCGCCUGCGUCUCACAACACGCUGAUGCACAAACAGAGGAGCUAUUGUUGGCAGAGGACUGGGCAGCAGUCCACUGCUUCAUUUUAUCCCAUCCUACCUGUUGGAAUUGUGUGAGUCAUUUACAAACCGUCACAUAACUUUAAAGGGAGGGAAAAAAAGUCUGAACUUGACUGUGCGCGAGCAGGUGAAGGAGAGGAAGAGCGUUUGCGGAAGAAAAGAAGGAUACUAAGGAGGAAAGGAGGAAGUAAAUAAGGACGAAAUAGAGCGCAACAGGUCAGCCUCCUCUCCGGUGUCUUCGCUCGAAACAACUACACAACCAUGCCUUACGGACCGUGGAAGAAGAAAAACAAGGCGACGAAGGAACACUUGGUGGAAAACGAGGAGGUGAGCGGCGGACACGCAGGUGCCGGCAGCCUGGGGAAAUCCGCCGUGAACGGAGCGGGGCUCCCGCCUCCACCUGCCAACCUGCGGCCCAAGCUGGUGUUCCACACGCAGCUAGCGCACGGCAGCCCCACCGGGAGGAUCGAGGGAUUCACCAACGUCAAGGAGCUUUACGCAAAGAUAGCAGAGGCGUUCAAUAUCAGCCCACCUGAGAUCCUGUUCUGUACCCUCAACACCCACAAGAUUGACAUGGAGAAGCUUCUGGGGGGGCAGAUCGGCUUGGAGGAUUUUAUCUUCGCCCACGUUAGAGGGAUCAAAAAGGAGGUAGAAGUGUACAAGUCUGAAGACGCCCUUGGCCUCACUAUUACUGACAAUGGAGCUGGCUUUGCUUUUAUAAAGAGAAUCAGAGAAGGGAGCGUAGCAGACCAGGUGAAGGUGAUCUGUGUGGGCGAUCACAUAGAGUGCAUUAACGGACGCAACAUUGUCGGGACGCGGCAUUACGAGGUCGCCCGGAUGCUCAAAGACCUUCCCAAAGACAAGACCUUCACCCUCAAACUGGUCGAGCCCAUGAAGGCAUUUGAAAUGCUUGAGCCGCGGUCAAAGGGCGGCAAGCCGGGCGGCGAAAAUAAGAUUGGCACAGGAAGGAGCACCUUGAGACUUCGCUCCAAAGGUCCAGCUACAGUGGAGGAUGAGCCGACAGAGUUUGAUGAGAAAGCAAUAAAGAAAGUAGAUGACCUCCUGGAGAGCUACAUGGGGAUCAGAGACACCGAGCUCGCCGCUACAAUGGUAGAAGUCGGCCGGGACAAGAAGAACCCAGACGAGUUCGCCAUGGCUCUGGACGAGACCCUCGGAGACUUCGCCUUCCCUGACGAGUUUGUCUUCGACGUGUGGGGGGCUAUCGGAGACGCCAAGCAGGGGAGACUUUAGGUUUUCUGCUGCCCCCACCCCCCCACACACUCCUCUCCCACCUCACCUCUCUGAAGCCGACUGGACAAACAGGCAGGCUGACGUGUUGACAUAGACAAAUUAUUUAACGUGUUAAGUUAUCAGGAAUCCAUUUUCGGACACUUGACCUGCCUCCAGUGUGCACAAGGUUGAGUAUCGAGUCCAGAUGUGGCAUAAAGUUCUUGGACAGCCCCCCCUUAACUCAGACGUUCAUCACAGCAGCUACAAAUUGCACCUUCCUAACCUUAAAUUCCCUGUGUCAUACUCCGAAUCUAUUUUCUAGUUGUUUAUAUUUGGAUAAACAAAUGUGCGGCACAUCUUUUUAUAGAAUUUUUUUAAAUAUAUAAGAAUGCUGCUGAUUUUACAGCAGCAUUGUGUAAUUAGAAUAAUUAUAUAGAUUCACUUCCAUCUUUCUAGUAGUCACAUCCAGUAGCAGAUGACUUGGGAUCAUUUCUCGGCUCCUAUCUGUUGAGCAUUUUCUGUUUAAAUGGCCGUUGCCAUGUCGAUGACGGACCUUCCUCAUGAUUUUACUGUGUUUUAGUCUAAUGGUUAUAUUUAGAUUCGUUUGAACUUUUCAUGUGAAUUAUUGUCUUAUAAAAAACCCACAAAGUUGUGGUUAUAAUGAAAAGGCUUAUAGAUCUAGGAUUGUCCGUAGCCAUGUAGGCCAUCAACCAUAAGGGAUCACUGUUGUUGCAUUUCAAUAAAAAAGUGACAUAUUGUAA
Cyprinodon tularosa is the source of this 2049-nucleotide messenger RNA. It is a transcript of the gene gipc2, whose product is annotated as GIPC PDZ domain containing family, member 2. Gene Ontology annotation, molecular function: protein binding. The transcript is spliced from 6 exons. The record is from RefSeq and is a predicted model, not a curated record. Bases 320 to 1309 code for a protein of 329 amino acids. NCBI's taxonomy places the organism in Eukaryota, Metazoa, Chordata, Actinopteri, Cyprinodontiformes, Cyprinodontidae.